Molecule: messenger RNA, 540 nt
Organism: Chenopodium quinoa (quinoa)
Lineage: Eukaryota; Viridiplantae; Streptophyta; Magnoliopsida; Caryophyllales; Amaranthaceae
Exons: 1
Coding region: 1-540 (179 amino acids)
Source: RefSeq, a predicted model, not a curated record
AUGGCUGCUCUUUCAUGGAGUCCUCUCCCUUCAAUCUCUCUCCUCAUCAUCCUUUCUCUCUCCUCCCUCUGCAUCUCUAAUCCUGACCAUCCAUCCAACCCCAUCAACGGCUCACAAGACAUCCAUGACAUCCUCCCAGAAUUCAACCUUCCAAAGGGCAUCAUCCCAGAUGGAGUCAAGUCAUACACCCUCUCUAAUCAAGACGGAAGCUUUACUGUAAAUAUGGAACACCCCUGUUAUGUCAAAUUCCUCGACGAACAGCUCGUGUACUAUAACAAGGUCAUCAAGGGGAAGCUCAGUUAUGGUAAAGUGUCCCAUGUUUCUGGAAUUCAAGCCAAGAAGCUCUUCAUCUGGGUCCCGGUUUCGGGUAUGGAAAUGGAUACGGACACUGGUAUGGUUGAAUUCUAUGUUGGAGCUUUCAGUCAGAAAUUUCCUGCUCAACAAUUUGAGGCUAUACCCUCUUGUAUGAAAAAGGAAGCUUCCUCUACAUCAAUUAUUAAGUCAAGAUCAUUCUGGGUCAACAACUACAACUUUCUUUAA